Molecule: messenger RNA, 3150 nt
Organism: Rotaria sp. Silwood1
Lineage: Eukaryota; Metazoa; Rotifera; Eurotatoria; Philodinida; Philodinidae
Source: the annotation of a GenBank genome assembly
AUGUUAAGUGGAAUAAAUCCAUUAUCAGACGAAGUUAAUCGUCAAUCGAGUGCAAUAGCUAAACGUCGUGAACAAUUACGUCGUUGGGAUGAAUCAGAAACAAAUCGAGAAUCAUCAAAUGUUAAAAUAUCUCAACGUGUCAAAUUUCAACAAGCAUAUGUUUUUUUAGCUGCAUGUUCAUCUUCAGAUCGUGAUGAAGUUGAAAGAUUAUUACAACGUGGUGUUGAUAUAAAUACAUCAAAUAUUGAUGGACUUACAGCACUUCAUCAAGCAUGUAUUGACAAUAAUUUGCUCAUGGUAGAAUAUUUGCUCAAUCGUUCUGCCGAUAUUAAUUGUCAAGAUAAUGAAGGAUGGACACCAUUACAUGCUGCUGCAUCCUGUGGAAAUCUUGAUAUUGUCAAAUAUUUAUUAUCUCGUGGUGCUAUUGUCGAUGUUUGUAAUAAUGAAGGUGAAUUACCAAUUGAUAUAGCUGAAGGUGAUGAUAUAAUAGCUUGUUUGGAAGAAGAUAUGAGAAGAAAAGGUAUUGAUGAUGAACAAGCAAGAAAUAUUGAACAUCAAUUAAUGCUUAAACAUGCACAAGAUUGGUUAAAUAAUAAUCAAAAAUCAAAUAAUAAAUCAUUAGCUGAAACAAUUGUACAUGCUCGAACUGGUGCUACUGCUUUACAUGUUGCUUGUGCUAAAGGAUAUAUAGAUGUUAUUGAUAUUUUGAUACGUGCUGGUGCAAAUAUUAAUUCAGUUGAUAAUGAUGGUUGGACACCAUUACAUGCAGCUGCACAUUGGGAUAAACAUGAUGUUAUUAAAUUUCUUCUUGAAAGAAAUGGAGAUUUAGAUGCAAAAAAUUAUGCUGGUCAAACACCACUUGAUGUUUGUGAUGGUGUUACUUAUGAAUUAUUAAAAGAAUUAAAAGAAAAACAAGCUCCUGUAAAAAAACAAGUUAAUGAAACGCCAGAUAAUGUUCAUUUACCAUUUAAGAAAAAGCCUCCACCUUCUCGGUCAACAGAUGAACAAAAAUCAAUACUUAGAUCUGAAUCACAUAAUGAGAAUUUAGAAACAACUAAUAAAUCUCCUCAGCCUUGUUUACCCUCAUCUCCUUUACCAUUAUCAGUAAAUCCUACAUCUGUAGAUGAGAAUUUAUCCAAUUGUUCACCUAGUAUAAAGGAAAAAUUAAGUAAUCUUCAACGAUCAUUACAUGAUUUAAGUAAUCGAUAUUUAAAAACAAAUCAAGAUGAGCAAUCAAAUAUAUCAACAUCAACUAAUUCAACAAAUAAUGAUUUAAAUAAAUCAAAUAUAUCUUCAAAUGAUCAACGAACAAAACAAACUCAUGAUAAAACAGUAUCUAAUUUAUCGACUACAUCAACACGACCAACAUUUUUAUCAGCAAAUAAAUAUUCAUUAACAAAUUCUCAACGAACAUUUACAAAUCCACUUCAAUCAUUAACAACAAAUAAUAAUACUAAUAAUAAUAAUGAUUUAUCCAGUCGUGAGAAUUCAACAACAAAUGUAACUCCAUCUCCUACACAACCAUCAGAUUCUAAAAUAAAUCGAAGAUGGGGUACAACUGAUCGAACAGUAGGUGAUGGUUCAUUAUCAACAACAAAUAAUACAGGUCCAUAUGUUCGUCGUCGAUCAGGUGCUGGUGUUAAUGAACCAACAUCAGUAGCACCAUCAACACUUGUUAGUGUAACAACAUCUAUUCCAUCAGUAACAUCAACACCAACAACAAAUGUAACAGUAACAUCAGCAAAUACACUUGAUGAUUCAACUGGUGGAAAACGACGUUCAAAUGUUCCACCAAGUCGUGAUGAAGAAGCUGAAGCACAACGUAAACAUCGUUCAGCACAAGCACGACGAGAACGACGAUCAACUCAAAGUGUUACUGUUGAAGAUAUUAAAGCAGCUGAACAACAAAUUAAAAAUCAACCAACUAUUAUGUCUGAAACAUCAUCAACAUCAUCAUCAUCAGUAACAAUUCCACAACCAUUAACAAAUACUAUUGAAUCAACAUCAAAUAUACCAUUAUCAAAUAAUAAAAUAGGUGCACCAUCAACACCAUCAUUAAUUGCUGAACAUGAUAUUGAAACUGAACGUUUACAACGAGUUAUUGAAGAGAAAAAAGAAAAAGCAAGAAGAGCAAGUGGAGGAAAUGAGGAUAUCGUUGAGACGACUGUUGACGCAUCUUCUUCAUCUGCUGGAUCACGUCGCGUACGAUCGAGAUUUACAUCUGCUGAUACUGACAAUAUUGUCCCAUCAAUCACAGCUAACGAUUCCUUGAAUCUUGGUGUUAGUACUUCGUUAGAUUCCCAACAACAACAACCACGACGACGAACUAAUCGUGUACAUAAUCAACGGAAAAAUACAGGAAGAAUUAUUUGGAACGACGAAACAAAAGAAGUAGAAAUUCGUGAUGAUACAAAUGAUUUAGUUCCCAAAACAUCAUAUCAACAAACAUCUAUUGAAGAAUCUCAUCGAUCAGACGAUCAAAAACUACAAGAUAACGCUCAACAAUCAACAUCAAAUAGUGUUGCACUUGGUUCACGUGGUCUUAUAUCACGAUUUGAAAAUAUUCCAUCGUCAUCAUCAUCAUCAACAACGAAAGAAUCAUUAACAAAUCUAUCUCCAACAUCUCCAUCAUCACGAACUAAUCGUUCACAAAGUCAAGAUCCAUCAAGAAAAUCUUUAACAGCUGCAACUUCUUUACCGACAACAACAACAACAACAACAACAACACCAACAUCAUCAACAAUAAAUCCAAAUACUGUUAUGAAUGGUAUGGCGUCGUCAACACCAUUUGCAUUAAAAAAAGAUUCAAAAGAAAAUACUGCUUUAUCAACUGGAAUGUCAACACCAAAUAGCGAUACAGUAGCCAUCAAACGAUUAUAUGAAGAUGCUAAACGUAAAGCUGAUGAAUUAGCACAAAAAGUUGAUCGAUUAGAACGAGAUAUUGCGGAACGAGAUCAAAUGAUCGAAAAGCUCAAAACGUCACAAUAUAUUGAAUCAUCACUUGAUAAACGAGAAAAACGAGCAUAUGAACGAAAGAUAUCGGAAUUAGAAGAAGAAUUAAAAAAAAUGGACUCAAUCAAAGCAGACAAUACACGUUUGAAAGAAGAAAAUGCUGCAUUGAUUCGUGUCAUCAGUAAACUUUCGAAAUGA